Messenger RNA from Caenorhabditis remanei, 1887 nucleotides. RefSeq lists its product as uncharacterized. Bases 1 to 1887 code for a protein of 628 amino acids. The record is from RefSeq and is a predicted model, not a curated record. The transcript has 9 exons. Lineage: Eukaryota; Metazoa; Nematoda; Chromadorea; Rhabditida; Rhabditidae.
AUGUCAAAAGUGACGGAACUGCCGUCUUGGGCGGGCGCCAGCCCUGAAAACUUGGAAUUUCUGAAUUUCAUCGCAGAGAAGGCCCAAUUUGUGAAAGACCCAUUCAAUAUUAGGAAUAUAUGCAGAGAAUUCAAGAAUCGAGCACGCACGAGGUCUUCUGAUUCUAAUUUGAGCAGCAAGCUUAUGAGAUAUCGAAAAAGAAUUCACGAGUUGGAGGAAUUCGAUAUUGAUACAAAAGUGAAAAUUCUCUACGCGUUAAGUGCUCCAAUCGAUCGAACAUUUCUAAAAGAACUAACAGAACAAGCAGAAAUCGUGUUAGAUGCUCAUGGAAGAAUCACAGAAUAUCAUAAAAAGACGGGCGGUUUGGAUUUAAAAGGAGAUCAUAUAUUCCAGAAGGAACUUCCAUUAAAUACACAAAGAAAUAGGGCUCUGAUGGACAUUUUGAUGGAGAAAUCGAAGGAAACGAGUUGUUUUCCGAUCACUGAUGCCUCGUUGAUUAGAGAAUUCAAGAUGUUGACGAACGAUACGAAUAGUGAAUGCUAUUUGAGACGAGUAUAUCAACAAAUGAAGACUCAAAUCUACACAUCGAAUGAAUUAGACAAUGAGACGAAGAUCAAAAUGCUAUUCGUUUCGAGUGCAUCCAUACCGAAGAGUGUUCUCGAAGAAAUCCGAAAAGACGCCGAAGUCGAAGUGGACGAAGAGAUGAGAAUUACAAGAUAUGAAUCAAACGAUGGAAAUCUGAAAUUAAGUGGAAAACAGAGUCUUCCAGCGAAGAUGGGAAAUGAUAAGAGAACAAGAAGGAAGAGAAUGGGAACAGCGUAUUUAGGAGAAUAUGGAAAGAUUCUGGAGCAAAGAGAACUCGAAAUGCAUAAAAAUGUGAAAAAGCGUCGAUACUACACAGUUGGCUCGAAUAUCGUCAAGAAACGAUCUCAACGAAUUCAGGAGGAAAUGGAGAAUAUUCCAAACGAAAAAUACAAAGAAAUCUGGAGGAAUUCGAUUGAAAAAGUGGAUAAUUCUGAAUAUUUUUAUGAAGAAUUGUAUGAAGAAGAAGCGGAAGAGAUUCAAUAUUAUCCUGAUUUUCCAAUUUCAAUAAAACAAGAAACUCAAAUUGAGGAAUUCCCACAUGAAACUCCUUUUUUGUACAAUUCAUUCGAUUCUCAGCAUUCUCAGUAUGCCACGUCAUCAUCAGAACAAUCGUUUAAUUUUCCGUAUCACGGCGGGUUCACAGGAAGUCAGCAAUCAGAUUCAUCUGAAAAUCAAAAAUUUCCGUUUGAUCUUCUUUCAAAAGAAGACGUUGAUUCAAUCCUUCUAGCCUCCGAACAUCCGAUUCUGGAAGAGAAACCACUUCUUUUCGAUGUAAAACCAGAAUUCAUUGACCUCAAUUCGAUUCCAGACGAGAAUUUUCUCAAUUUUAUUAAUAAUGAUGAUCAAUUUUUUAUAUCCUCUAAUGACAGUGAAGAGUCUGCUUCAGCAUCGGGGGCGUCUUCCGAUUCUAUCAGUCUAACUGAAAUUCUAUCGAUUUUUCGAGAUUUGACAGACGAAAUCGGUCUGAAGAAGCUUCGCGAUGAGUUAUCCAUGAAAAUUGUGCAGUUGGAACCGAGGAAUUUGAACAUCUCCAUCAGCUCCAUACUUUUGGCACUUGACUCCGCCCUUCCAGUUAUCACAAAGUCUAUUGCACCGCCCGAAAUGCCAUCAAUUAAUCUCGCUGAUUUUCUCCGACUUCUCAAAAAUGCGACGUCUCGAAUGAAUUCGUCUCAACUUGGUGAAUUUCAGCAGGAACUGGAUGAAAUGUGUAAUGAUGAAGAGAAGAAGAAUAGAAAUGUCAGCCACGAAACGAUUCGACACGGACUAGAACAUGCUUUGGAUAUUAUUCUUCCAUUGUUUUGA